AUGGAAGACGAGUUUCUUGAAUACAUUGGUAGAAAAUACAACGUAAAAAAGAACAAGGAUGGUUCAAUAACAGUGUCAAAGAGGGAGGAGACGUCUAGUUUCACAUUCAGUCCAAUGAAUGGUGAGACUACCAGUAACAAAUUUCUGUUUAAAAAGAAAGAAACAAAGGGAAUUGGACACGAUGAUUUGAAUCCCCCAAAUUUGGAUGAUCCGCUGACUGUGGGAAGAAAACAUAAAGGAAUGUUCAUUUCACCUGAAGAAAUAUUAAAGGAGACAAGGAAAAAGAAAGAUGAAAGCAGCAGUGACCACAAUCCAUACAUGAGAAAAGACCCAGUGUUACCAACAAAGAACAAAAAAGCAAGCAAACCAGACCCAGAUGACUAUAGGCCACCUGAUAUGCCAGACUAUUACAAAAAACACUGA
This is a messenger RNA of Enterospora canceri, 423 nucleotides long. Lineage: Eukaryota; Fungi; Microsporidia; Enterocytozoonidae. The record is from the annotation of a GenBank genome assembly.